GGCGAGACGCGGAGCCAUUUUGUAGUCAUUUAAAACUUGCCGUUGGAUAAUGCAGCUGCGCUCCUCGAAUACUAUGGAUACACACUGUUUUUUUCCUCUUUAAAACUUCGCAAUGGUGGUCAAAAGAGAGACCAGGAGUUGGGAGAAGGAAAGCUAAUGAUUUUUUGCGGAGGUGUGUUGGAUUAAUUUGAAUGGAAUUGAGAAGUUUUGAACCAUGGAAUCGUCCGUGUGUUGGAUCUGGGUUGGUAUUCUAUUCAACGUGCCGCUGACGGGAUGUUUCGAAUUGCACCUUUCGGAUACGUUACAACCGCGGACCGUUGUGGCCAAUUUUUCGCUUGGGCCCGGUUGGACGUACAAAGUAGACAGGACUUUAACUCCUAAAUACAUUCAGAACUUUUUACAAGUGGAAUGGCAAGAGGGAGUGAUACGUUUAUCCCAAAAUGUGGACUGUGCGCGUGCACCAAGGAACCCGGUGCCCGUCUACCUCCGUGUUGGAUCUGUAUCACCUGGAAACUUCAUGCUGACACGUUUCAAUGUGUUUGUGCACGGGCAGGAUUGUUUCAUCAAAUACAGACGAAAGAACAUAUUAGGUGAGCCAGACAUUGACAUCCAUUAUCUAACAGAACUAGAUAAUACUUCCUGUCUUCCUGCAGGUAGUUUGCUGUUGAAUGUAUCUAAAUUGUUGCCGGCUUUUACGCGAAACGUUAUAUUUACUGCCUCUGAAUGUUCAGGAAAAUACCUAAAAGCGGUUUUUGCUCAAGGGAAUUUGUUUUUGGGUCAUAACUUUUGUUUGGAGCGUGGGGAACGGACCGCGCCGUCUCUGCGUUGUGCUUUGCGCGGUGACCGCGUCUCCGUGCGCGUGAGAGUGCAGAUCGUGACAUCGGAGAGACGUGGAUCUUUAUCAGAUGCCGUUCAGAGAAUGCCUGACAAAUGGAACCGCAGAAGACGCAGGAACGCCAACGCGUCCCCUCAGUUCCAGCUGCCCAACUAUCAGGUGUCGGUCCCGGAGAACGAGGCAGCGGGAACCCGCGUUAUCACUCUGAAGGCCGCAGACCCGGACGACGGGGAGGAGGGAAGGCUGGAGUACGGUAUGGAGGCUUUGUUCGACAGCCGAUCCAACGACUUUUUCCUCAUAGACCCACAGACGGGAAGCAUUACCACCUUCCAGGCGUUAGAUAGAGAGAUCAAAGACACCCACGUUUUUAAAGUAACGGUGACAGACAAUGGUUCCCCCAGGCGCUCAGCCACGACUUACCUCACCGUCACGGUGAGCGACACAAACGAUCACGGGCCUGUGUUUGAGCAAACCGAAUACCGUGUUAGCAUACGGGAGAACGUGGAAGUGGGCUUUGAAGUCAUGACGAUAAGAGCCACAGACGGAGACGCGCCCUCCAACGCCAACAUGAUCUACAAGAUCGUCAACGGCGACGGGGUGAACGCCGUUUUCGAAAUUGACCAGCGGAACGGUCUGGUGAGGAUCCGAGAGCGGCCCGACCGAGAAACGAUGUCCCAGUACCAGCUGAUCGUGGAGGCUAACGACCAGGGGAAAGACCCCGGCCCACGGAGCGCCUCCGCCACCGUCAACAUUUCCGUCGAAGAUGAGAACGACAACUACCCGCAGUUCAGCGAGAAGCGCUACGUGGUCCAGGUGCCCGAGAACGUGGCCGUCAACACCAAGGUGACGCAGGUGGAGGCCAGCGACAAGGACGAGGGAAACAACGCCAAGGUCCACUACAGCAUCAUCAGCGGGAACGUGAAGGGCCAGUUCUACAUCCACUCCCCCACGGGCGUCAUCGACGUCAUCAACCCCCUGGAUUACGAGAUGAUCAGGGAGUAUAACCUGCGGAUCAAGGCGCAGGAUGGAGGACGGCCCCCGUUGAUUAACGGGACGGGGAUGGUGGUGGUGCAGGUGGUGGAUGUGAACGACAACGCGCCCAUGUUCGUCAGCACGCCCUUCCAAGCCACCGUCCUGGAGAACGUUGCCGUGGGAUACUCGGUGAUCCACAUCCAGGCCAUCGACGCCGACUCGGGCAACAACGCCCGCCUGCACUACCGGCUGACGGACACCGGCCCCAGUUUCCCGUUCACCGUCAACAACAGCACCGGGUGGAUCACCGUGAGCGAGGAGCUGGACCGGGAGACCACAGAGUUCUACGCCUUCGGCGUGGAAGCGAGCGACCACGGCGUGCCGGUGAUGUCGUCCUCGGCGAGCGUGAGCAUCACGGUGCUCGACGUUAACGAUAACGUCCCCACGUUCACGGAGAAGGUGUACGCCCUGAAGAUCAACGAGGACGCCGUGGUGGGCACCAGCGUCGCCACGCUGACCGCGGUGGAUCGGGACGUGAACAGCGUGGUGACGUAUCAGAUCUCCAGCGGCAACACGCGGAACCGCUUCGCCAUCACCAGUCAGAGCGGGGGGGGACUGGUCACUCUGGCGCUGCCCCUCGACUACAAGCAGGAGCGUCAGUACGUCCUGACGGUCACCGCGUCUGAUGGCACGCGCUCCGACACCGCGCAGGUCUUCAUCAACGUCACGGACGCCAACACGCACCGGCCGGUGUUCCAGAGUGCCAACUACCAGGUGACCAUCAGCGAGGACCGUCCAAUCGGCUCCACCGUAGUCGUCAUCAGCGCCACGGACGAGGACACGGGCGAGAACGCCAGGAUCACCUACGUGAUGGAGGACAACGUCCCCCAGUUCAAGAUCGAACAGGACUCGGGCGCCAUCACCACCCAGACGGAGAUCGACUACGAGGUUCAGGCGUCGUACACGCUCGCCAUCGUCGCCAGGGACAACGGUAUCCCUCAGAAGUCGGACACGACGUACGUGGAGAUCAUCGUGCUGGAUGCCAACGACAACGCUCCCCAGUUCCUGCGAGACGUGUACCAGGGGACCGUGUUCGAGGACGCGCCCGUCUACACCAGCGUCCUGCAGAUCUCCGCCUCCGACAGAGACGCCGGCUCCAAUGGCCGCCUGAGCUACACCUUCCAGGGAGGGGAGGACGGAGACGGGGAUUUCUUUGUGGAACCGUACUCCGGAAUCAUCCGGACCGCCCGGAAACUGGACCGGGAGAACGUACAGGUCUACAGCCUCAAGGCGUAUGCGGUGGACCGCGGGGUUCCCCAGUUGACAGCGGCGGUUGAGGUCCAGGUGUCGGUGCUGGACAUCAACGACAACGCGCCGGUGUUCGAGAAGGACGAGCUGUUUGUGUACGUGGAGGAGAACAGCCCCGUGGGGUCCGUGGUGGCCCGGGUCAGUGCCAGCGACCCAGACGAGGGCACCAACGCCCAGAUCAUGUACCAGAUCGUGGAGGGCAACGUCCCAGAGGUCUUCCAGCUGGACAUCUUCAACGGGGACCUGACGGCUCUCGCCGACCUCGACUACGAGAGCAGGACGGAGUAUGUUAUCGUUGUCCAGGCAACAUCGGCUCCGCUGGUCAGCCGGGCCACGGUCCACAUCCGGCUGGUGGACGUGAACGACAACCCCCCCGUUCUGAAGGACUUCGAGAUCAUCUUCAACAACUACGUCACCAACAAGUCCAACAGCUUCCCCUCGGGAGUGAUCGGCAGGGUGCCGGCCCGCGACCCGGACGUGUCCGACAAGCUGCAGUACAGCUUCCUGUCUGGGAACGAGCUCAGCCUGCUCCUGCUGAACCCGGAGACGGGAGACCUGAGACUCAGCAGAGACUUGGACAACAACAGACCCCUGGAGGCUCCCAUGGUGGUGUCUGUCACAGCCUCUAGCCCGCCAGCCUCUAGCCCGCCAGCCUCUAGCCCGCCAGCCUCUAGCCCGCUAGUCUCUAGCCCGCCAGCCUCUAGCUCUCAGCCUCUAGCCCCCAGCCUCUGCUCGCCAGCCUCUAGCUCUCAGCCUCUAGCCCCCAGCCUCGAGCCCCCAGCCUCUGCCCGCCAGCCUCUAGCUCCCAGCCUCUAG
Osmerus eperlanus (European smelt) is the source of this 3931-nucleotide messenger RNA. Its product is annotated as cadherin EGF LAG seven-pass G-type receptor 1-like. Gene Ontology annotation, biological process: multicellular organism development; homophilic cell-cell adhesion; cell morphogenesis. Bases 215 to 3931 code for a protein of 1238 amino acids. Gene Ontology annotation, cellular component: cytoplasm; adherens junction; plasma membrane. Lineage: Eukaryota; Metazoa; Chordata; Actinopteri; Osmeriformes; Osmeridae. Gene Ontology annotation, molecular function: calcium ion binding; cadherin binding. The record is from RefSeq and is a predicted model, not a curated record. The transcript has 2 exons.